GCCCUUUCCCCAGCGAGGCUCAGCUCCUGCCGUCUCCAGGCCUUGCGCUGCGCCCGGCUGGAAAUGCCGUGUGGGGUUCAGCGCGUAUUCACCUAAUCUGCGCUCGGCCCCGCGUUUUGAGGGGGAAAGGGCAGGUGAUCCCGGCUGAGCCCGUCCCUGAGGGCGGCGGAGGAGCAGCUCGCCAUGCCCACGGUGGUGGUGAUGGACGUGUCGCUGUCCAUGACGCGGCCCGUGUCGGUGGAGGGCUCCGAGGAGUACCAGCGCAAGCACCUGGCUGCCCACGGGCUCACCAUGCUCUUCGAGCACAUGGCCACCAACUACAAGCUGGAGUUCACGGCCUUGGUGGUGUUUUCUUCCCUCUGGGAGCUCAUGGUGCCCUUCACAAGAGACUACAACACGCUCCAGGAAGCCCUGAGCAACAUGGAUGAUUAUGACAAAACCUGUUUGGAGUCGGCGCUGCUGGGGGUUUGCAAUAUUGUCCAGCAGGAAUGGGGGGCAGCAAUUCCUUGCCAGGUUGUUCUGGUCACCGACGGCUGCCUGGGCAUCGGCAGGGGCUCCCUGCGCCACUCCCUGGCCACCCACAGCCAGCGCAGCGACAGCAACAGGUUCCCACUGCCCUUCCCGUUCCCGUCCAAGCUCUAUGUCAUGUGCAUGGCCAACCUGGAAGAGCUUCAAAGCACAGAUUCCUUAGACUGCCUGGAACGACUCAUUGAUUUAAACAAUGGGGAAGGGCAGAUUUUCACCAUUGAUGGCCCCCUGUGCCUGAAGAAUGUGCAGUCCAUGUUUGGAAAGCUAAUAGACCUGGCCUAUACACCAUUCCACGCUGUCCUCAAGUGUGGCCACUUAACAUCUGACGUGCAAGUAUUUCCCAGACCAGAGCCUUUCAUUAUAGAUGAGGAAAUAGACCCCAUUCCUAAAGCAAUUAAUACAGAUCUAGAAAUUGUUGGGUUUGUAGAUAUUGCAGACAUUUCCAGCCCUCCUGUCUUGUCCAGACACUUGGUACUGCCCAUUGCACUUAACAGAGAGGGGGAUGAGGUGGGACCUGGGAUCACAGAUGACACUGAAGAUGAGAAUUCAGCUAAUCAGAUUGCUGGGAAAAUCCCCAACUUCUGUGUUUUAUUACAUGGCAGCCUGAAAGUGGAAGGCAUGGUGGCUCUCGUCCAGUUGGGGCCAGAGUGGUAUGGAAUGCUAUAUUCACAAGCUGAUAGCAAGAAGAAAUCAAACCUCAUGAUGUCACUCUUUGAACCUGGUCCUGAGCCCCUCCCAUGGCUGGGGAAGAUGGCACAGCUUGGCCCCAUUUCAGAUGCAAAAGAAAAUCCUUAUGGAGAAGAUGACAAUAAGAGCCCUUUCCCUUUGCAGCCCAAAAACAAGCGCAGCUACGCCCAGAAUGUCACUGUCUGGAUCAAACCCAGUGGCCUCCAGACAGAUGUACAGAAGAUCUUGAGAAAUGCAAGGAAACUCCCUGAAAAAACACAAACCUUCUAUAAAGAGCUGAACCGCUUGCGAAAGGCAGCUCUGGCCUUUGGCUUCCUGGAGCUGCUGAAGGGCGUGGCAGACAUGCUGGAGCGGGAGUGCACGCUGCUCCCCGACACCGCCCACCCCGACGCCGCCUUCCAGCUCACACACGCGGCCCAGCAGCUCAAAGUGGCAAGUACUGGAGCCUCGGAAUACGCUGCCUAUGAUCACAAUAUUGCUCCUCUGCAGACAGACUUUUCCAGUAGCAGCACUGAGAGAAUGUGAAGUCUCCAUUUUGGGAGCUUCUCCAGAUUAAGGCUCAAGCCUGUUCAGUCACUGUUUGAAGAACUUCCUAUCCAAACAGGGAAGUUUUGCAUCAGUGCUCUCUAAACAAACGUAGCUCGUUUGUGGUGGCUUUUAGUCAGACCUGGAAACUAUGGAAAGUGUCCCAAAGCCAGUGUUGGAUGAUGGGUGGAAGUUAUUUAGUACAUGUGAAGAGAGAAAAAAAAGCCAUUGGCAGCUGUUGGAUUUUGGCCUCCCCAAAAUGCAGUAACUACACAACUGAACUCGCUGGUGAAAGUAUCCUAAAAGGCAGCUACUACACUUUAAACAUCAACUUGAUUAGUCCAAAGAAAGGUGUGAGAAGCACCCUGCAAGAUCAGAUACAAAACUGAUUCUGGGGUGUUGGUCCCGACUUUAUGCCCAACUUGACAGACUGUUUGUACUAAGCAUUAUCACUUGCAUUGCAGUGCUUUUGCUUCUGAAAGUAACUUCAUCUUGGGACAUGUUUUUUUAUUUGCAUAAUACAAAUAAAGAGUAAUUCUUCAUGAAAA
Messenger RNA from Motacilla alba alba, 2288 nucleotides. RefSeq names its product integrator complex subunit 14 (gene INTS14). Lineage: Eukaryota; Metazoa; Chordata; Aves; Passeriformes; Motacillidae. Bases 184 to 1740 code for a protein of 518 amino acids. Gene Ontology annotation, cellular component: integrator complex. Gene Ontology annotation, biological process: snRNA 3'-end processing. The transcript is spliced from 12 exons. The record is from RefSeq and is a predicted model, not a curated record.